UUCGCCAAAAAUCAAUUGUCCUCAAAUAUAAUCUAUACCUAAAAUCACACUCCACCACACCUCACCCACACCCACACGCAUCCCAUAUAUAAACUCCUCAAAACCCUAGUUUUCAUUUCCUCAGUGCGGCGCCGAUCCGUUUCCCCUCCUUUCGCCAUUCCACCCCUCUCCCCACCGCAAAAAUGACCACCAGAUUCAAGAAGAACCGCAAGAAGCGCGGCCACGUUAGCGCCGGUCACGGCCGUAUCGGGAAGCACCGCAAGCAUCCCGGAGGUCGCGGAAACGCCGGAGGCAUGCACCACCACCGCAUCCUCUUCGACAAGUACCAUCCCGGUUACUUCGGCAAGGUCGGUAUGCGCUACUUCCACAAGCUGCGCAACAAGUUCUUCUGCCCCACCGUCAACAUCGACCGUCUCUGGGCGUUGGUGCCGCAGGAGGUGAAGGACAAGGCUUCCAAAGAUAACGCGCCCGUCAUCGACGUCACGCAGUUUGGCUACUUCAAGGUCUUGGGGAAGGGAUUGCUCCCUGCCGACAAGCCUGUCGUAGUGAAGGCGAAGCUGGUGUCGAAGAACGCCGAGAAGAAGAUCAAGGAGGCUGGCGGUGCCGUCGUGCUCACUGCUUAAGUUAGGUUGAUUAGCUUCUGUUUUUUGAUCUUAUGACUUUUGUUAUCGCAGGAGGGAUUUUUAAUUGAGUUUUUUUUUUCUCUAUAUAAUUUCAUAUAUGUUUUUGUUUGACUUCGCAUUGGCUAUAAAUCAAUUUGAGGAUCUAUUUAAUUGCUGAUUUGAUA
Molecule: messenger RNA, 787 nt
Organism: Salvia miltiorrhiza (redroot sage)
Lineage: Eukaryota; Viridiplantae; Streptophyta; Magnoliopsida; Lamiales; Lamiaceae
Product: 60S ribosomal protein L27a-3
Exons: 1
Coding region: 183-623 (146 amino acids)
Biological process (GO): translation
Cellular component (GO): cytosolic large ribosomal subunit; ribosome
Molecular function (GO): structural constituent of ribosome
Source: RefSeq, a predicted model, not a curated record